AUGCGGAGCACCUUGGCCGCUGCGCCCAUAGCGCUCAUGCACACACGACUGACCGUCGCUAUGCAUAGACGUGGCGCUAUGUGUGUGCGUGGACAGACACGAACGUUCUUUGGUCUAUUUAAACGGAAACCAGCUGCGACCAAGUCGCAAGACAGGUCGGCCAUGCCACCGCCGCCUGUCCUUGCGCCAGACAAUCUCUUCCACAAACUCUCCGAGUCGCCCAUCCCAUCCAUGCGUGCGCGUGGCGACCGCAUCCGCUCCUUGGCCCCUUGUCCCGUCAGCAUGUCGAAAUACGGCGUCCGCAGGCUCGUCAAUUUCGAAUGCCCCGACUGUGGUUGGCCCACGCACUACUCGGAGAACGAAUGGAAGGAAGACACCGAGCACGCACGCUAUGUGCCGCGACUUCGCGAAGCCAACGAGGAUGAACACGACCUGCGCUCGGGGCGGCCCAUGACCGAGUUCCAGCUGCCGCGCGAGCAGCCAUCCGAGGCGGCUGUGAACUUGUCCGGUUGGGACCAGUUUUUUUACACACGCAACUUCCGCUCCAUCGAGUCAGACCGCAGCAAGCGCCAUGUGUCAAAGCUGCUGACAUUCCCCUUGACCAUUGUAGGUGCACUCCAUGAACACAGUCCGUACACACGGCGAAACUCGCGCCUGACACACGAGGGUCUGCGCUCGCUCGCUCCUCUGCGUCAGACGCUGCAUCCAGAGCUGGGUGCACGUCCUCGGCUCGAUCCUGUGCGCAUCUUCGUCGUUGGCGCGCGUGCAGAGUCGACGCUGCCGCCGGAUGUAUGGAAUCAGAUCGCCUAUGUAUUUCCCAACGUGCCGAUCCACGUUAUUCUGAUCGGUCCCGAGGUCGCGAUUGCGCCCAAGCAUGUGCCGAAUCCAUGGAACCACCCUAUGUACAAGGAACGCGCUGCGUCGUUUCCGUUCCCAUCGCGCAGCAUCGCUGUGUCUGACGGCCUGACACUCACUGCCAUUCAGACAACGUACGAGACCGUCCACCCGCUCUUUGAGCCGUUCGACCCGUACACGGAUGUCUUUUUCGCUUUUGCGCCUGGCUUUGGCUUCCCGAGUGUGAUCGCCGUGGAAGAACAGGCUCGUCUGCGCGCCGAGGAACGCGACGAAGAGCGCAAGAUGCAAGAGGCUCGCGAAACAUACCAUGCCAAGAAUGCUCCUACCGAUGAAGAGCCUGUGGCUCCGCAGACCGGCUUCCGCCCCACAGAGGUGGCCAAGAACCCUGCAGGCGGCGACGUUCCGUCAGAUGAACCGGCGCCGGCCGUCGUCGCGAUGCGUCCAGCCAAAGGCCAGUUUACCUCGCUUCAGACGGCACCGAUCGUCCAAGCUCAGCGCGAAUGGGCCCAGGCACUGGGACAGUUGCUUUCAACGCGUUGUGCUUUGUAUAUUUCUGGCUUCUCCCCGGCGGACGUCGAGCGAGACGUCCUUGCAUUCGAGUCCGUCGAUGGCGUCAGUGGCGAGUUCGACUGGCUCGUCACCCCUGGUGAAAAUGUGUUUGCCAGUCAACAAUGGGCUAUUGCGGACUUUGAUCCCCGUGUGGCCGUCAAGGCCAAUUGGGGCCUAUGGGCCGUGCGUGGCAAGCGCUAUGAUAUCCUAGGCCCGCAGUGGGAUUAA
This is a messenger RNA of Malassezia globosa CBS 7966, 1632 nucleotides long. RefSeq lists its product as uncharacterized. The record is from RefSeq and is a predicted model, not a curated record. Bases 1 to 1632 code for a protein of 543 amino acids. Lineage: Eukaryota; Fungi; Basidiomycota; Malasseziomycetes; Malasseziales; Malasseziaceae. The transcript has 2 exons.